AUGUCAUGUUCACUGUUUGUGGCAGAAGUUCGUGGUUCGAGAAGAUGCUCCGUUUGUAGAUGUGACAUCUCCGCCCAUGAGCCUGCUGCAAUAUAUGUCCAACCAGAGCGAAUUUUCUCGAAUCUCCCACCAAUUGCCACAUCAUCAAGUGGAAGUAACAAUAAUAAUAGCACCAGUUUCAGUAGAAGAAUGUCUAAUACUCCGAGGAGUCACACAACUACAAUCAUCAACAAUAACAGUAACAACAGCGGACUUCCGAUGUCUGAACAUUCGGCGUUCAGUCCGUAUGCAAGACCAGCGUCACUUACAUCGACUCAGGACUCAAAACAAUACCAUCAAACACCUCACGUAGUCCUUCGUCCGGAACCUCGAUUGGCCCUUCCACCACUUCUUCAACGUCAAGAAGGAUCCGAUUCGAACAUUUCGAAGAAGAUCAGGAGCAAACGAAGAGAACGUCCAAGAAGUGUCGGUUUACUCGAUCUGGGCGUCGCCAGUCUAACUUAUCACGACCAAGAGGGAAACGACAACGAGGACAAAAGCUCCAACGGCUGCUCACCUCGAAUUCCCGAGGAGCAACGAUUGCACGAUUUCAAGCGAAUUCUUCAACGAUUUCAGUCAGCGGAUCGAGGAUCCUCCUCCUCAACUUCAUCCCAUCAUCACAAUCAUUCACACCUCAUGUCGCCACCGAUUGCCACAUGGUCAGCAACGCCGAUAAAGAGUGGCGGUUCACAAGAGUCAUGGUCAACUCCGCCACAUCAUCAUCGUAGUAGUCUCAAUUCGAAUUACAGAGACAGCCCAGUAAACUCGCGUAACACAUCAGCCCGAUCCAGAUUGAGCGUCUCUUCUGCUCAAAGCCCACACUGCUUCCUGCCGACAACCCGUGACUCUUCACCUAGAUCUAUUCCUAGUCCAUCCUUAGUCCCGAUGAGACCCGACAGUUCACCUGAUAUCACUAUCAAUGAACUACAUCACUCGCCUUUUAGUCAUACUGGCUCCACUCCUGAACCCACAGAAAUUAUCUCAAAGCCUGUUUCGAAGGCGCCAUCUCGACGAGCUUCCUACACUACCGGUUACCCGAAUCAUGAGACGUUUGCCCCUAUUAGAUGGGUGAAAGAGACAGAUGUCGAUGAUCCACUUUCAAUUCCAACUAUGAGUCCGGUCGGCUCGUCCGGGUCUUCAGAAGCAAAUGUAGGCGUGCUCUCAAUGAGAAGUGCACCAAUGUCAAAAAUGCCCAGUGUGGAGAAGUUGGAUAAUAGAAAUAACUCAAUUCGCGGCUAUAACAACAGAAGUUGUCGUAGAACAGUGCUCUCCGGUCUCGAUCGGAAUGCCAAUCACUCUCCAAACGGUAUCUACGUGCGCCGGAGUCGGUCAAAAGACGAUCGUCCAUCAUUGAGUUACAUGUCAUUCAACGGAAUGGAUCAACAAAAUGUAUCUCCACCACGAACAGCUUCCAUUCCUAUCUUCAUGUCACAAGAAUCCGUAUCAAUGCAGUCUCCAAUGAAUUCUCCAGUCAAUCACUCAAUGACACAUGUUAGUAGAAAUGAAAGGACACAGAGUACUCAUAAUCUGUCUGGGGAAGAACUGUACAAGCGAUUUCAACAGAUUUCACUUUCUCAUGUUCAAACAUUGAAUAUUGUUGCUGAUAAACUAGCAGAAGAAGCACGAAGAGGAGAUGAACCAGUAUCAAGGAAUCGAUUAACACAGUUAGAUUUCACUUCUUUCAUUAUUACUUCUCCACAUCCUAUUCUCACAAAAGGAAAAUCUCUGUUUUAUAAUGCAGUGUUGCCAAGGCAGAACCUUCCAGAUUACCCUGUUACUCUUAUGAUUGCUCCAUGCUCUCAAUAUGCUCCACUCAUGAGAAAAACAGAAUCCAAUCAUUUUGGUCUACCAGGAUUUCUUGAAAUUGAAGACCAUGACGGAGCAAUUCGUCAAUUCCUCUACGACACUGGAACCCAAAAUCUCGAUGGACGAAACACGAAAGUCAUCGCAAUGCCACGUCUCAAUCUUUGUUCUUUCCAUAGUUUAGCUGCUCAUCAAUUGAAUCAAAGAAUGGAUAGAACCAAUCACGAGGAACUUGUCAGUUUCAUUCUGCUUCAAGUUCUACAAGCACUGAAAAUGCUUCAAGGAGAAGGAGUGGAGUCUUUAAGUACUAACUUCAAAGAAUUCCUUCUGGCUUAUCGAUAUUCAAAUGUGAACUCUUCCUACAAUGAGUUUCCGAGAUUACUUUUCUUGCCAGAAACUCUUGGAGCAGAAAUUGAAAGCGGAGGAGACGAACUUGUAGGUCUUUGUCGAUAUGCUCUCCGUGCUCUUUGCACUUUACUUCAUCAUAAAAUGGAUGGAAAAGCACCAGCUAUCAAGCUAAGAUCGCGCUUCUCUCGAGCUCUUUCUGCUUGUGCAGUUCUCCUCCAAGAGGAUAAAUCCAACAGUUUGACAAAAGCCAAGAAUGUGAUGGAGUUGGCACUUUGGUCGGGUGGAGAACAUUUCAAAAAUGAGCAAGAUGCUAGAGUUUGGAUUGAUACUGCCAGAGCUGAUUGUGUCGAUACUUUGCUUCGUCAAAUGAUACGUGAACCAAAUCGUCAGUUGGGUGCUCGGGAACGUUUCCGAGUCGAAUUCUUGCUCAGCUCAACGCCCCGGUCAAUCAUGGAAUCUCAGAAAGCAACAAUGGCUGCAAACGUAAACUAA
This is a messenger RNA of Caenorhabditis remanei, 2682 nucleotides long. RefSeq lists its product as uncharacterized. The coding region runs from base 1 to 2682 and encodes 893 amino acids. The record is from RefSeq and is a predicted model, not a curated record. The transcript is spliced from 18 exons. Lineage: Eukaryota; Metazoa; Nematoda; Chromadorea; Rhabditida; Rhabditidae.